GCAGAGUGAGAUAAGGCGCGCAGCUGCCCGCAUUAGCUAGCCUGCUGGCGUGCUGGCUUAGAGAUGGGCUUCCCGGCGCGGAUCUUGGGUCAGAUCCUGGGCGUGGUCAAGCGACGUGAACGUGUGGGGCGCCUGUUCGUGCGACUGCGGGCUGGGUGUGUGUGUGUGUGCGUGUGUGCGUGCGGGUGCGGGUGUGACGUCACUCACUAGGUUCUUCCAGUUUCGCGAUGCGACGACGACGACGGCAAGCCGCGUUGCGUAACUUUCAUGUCGUGUCGCAUCGCUUGGAGUGUGGUUUGUUUAGAUUGGGCUUUGUUUUCGCGCUGUGUGCUGUGUUGCGCACUGCUGGUGGUUUCAGCUGCGCGAUACAGUAGGUACCUACCGCGCUCCUGCUCCAGCCUGCCUGCUCCAGCUCCAGCUCCAGCUCCAGCUCCAGCUCCAGCUACAUACAGCAGCUCCGAAGCCGCCGCACUGUCGCCAGCCAGCGGCGGGCAUCAACGCGCCGCCGUACCUACCUACGUAGCACAGUUCGCAAACGCGCAUUGCAUCGCAUCCCGCCUAGACCCACGUCAUACAUACGUAGUACUAUGUCCGUCGCACAGAGGUACUCGAGUAGGAAUCCCCAGUCCCCAGGCCCCACCUUCUUCGCGCACCCAUGGCCCAUGGGCCGUGUCGCUAAUCCGUAAGCCCUGCCAGCCAGCCGAUCGCAACGUGCAGCCAGCUCGUGAGCUCGAGCCGGGCGUGGGGCUGUGCCGGGGGUGUGAUUGGUCGCUUGUGGCGUGUUUUGGUUGCUUGCUGCGACGCCCGUGGGGUUGCUGACGCUAGGUAGGUGUUUCUUGCCUGCCUAUAGGUACAGAGGUGGCUGGAUCGCGAGUGAGUGGUGGAUUAGAGAGGUAGGUGCGCGCUGAGAUUCC
This is a messenger RNA of Aplosporella prunicola CBS 121167, 914 nucleotides long. RefSeq lists its product as uncharacterized. The transcript has a single exon. The coding region runs from base 268 to 819 and encodes 183 amino acids. Lineage: Eukaryota; Fungi; Ascomycota; Dothideomycetes; Botryosphaeriales; Aplosporellaceae. The record is from RefSeq and is a predicted model, not a curated record.